Molecule: messenger RNA, 590 nt
Organism: Spodoptera litura
Lineage: Eukaryota; Metazoa; Arthropoda; Insecta; Lepidoptera; Noctuidae
Biological process (GO): septate junction assembly
Cellular component (GO): plasma membrane
Source: RefSeq, a predicted model, not a curated record
UUUAGGUGUCAUGUAAUUUAAACAAUCGUGUUAUUGGUAUUAAAGAAAUUUUUCUUAGUUAUUUACAGUUGUUUUCGUAAAGUAUAUCAUAAUGUUAAUACCGACGUGCCUAAUAAAGCUUUGUGAGUUGAUGUUAACAGUAGCAUGUCUGACUCUCCACCACUACAGUUACGACCUAACAGACAUACCAACACUGAUGCUGUGUUCUGGUACAUACGUCGGCUAUGUAGUCGUGCUCUCUGGGGAGAUCGUCGGAGAGAUGUUGUUCGCGCCGCUGGAUCUCGUCCAAGAUAUGUACUUUGGCAUGCUCGGGGUCGCCUUGUUCUCAGUGAGCGGAGGCCUCGUGUUAUCCGCGAGGGUUAGAACCUCCGUCUACCCGAGGACUGGAGACAGUAACGCAGCAAUACUGGCAGCUUCCCUGGCCCUUCUAAACGCAGUUUUCAUGCUUUUCGAUCUAAGCCUGGCAUACUUGGAUUCUGAGGAGUACGAUGAAGAAGCGAGCGUGUAACGAGGUGAGGCGGUGUCAGCGGCGGCGGACGCCUACGUGGACGCGUGGUGGUCUUCGAGCGGCAGUGUUCUGUUCGCAGCCU